UUUCCUUUUUACAUGUCAUAAAUAUGCAUGCGUGAUUGUACAUGUAACGUCAAUCCUCAACCAAGUUUUUGAUUCAUAUAUACUCAACAAGUUGAUGGAACAGUUUUUGGGGUUGGAGGUGGGAGUAGGUCAGCAGUGGCGGACACAGAAUUUUUACCGGGAAAUUCAUCAUUUACUAUAAAUACAUUAAAAGAAAAUUGACCUUGUAUAUCAAGUAAUGAGUUCGAAUAAACUCCCUUCCGUCCCUCUAGCAUCACCCCUAGGUGGGUUGGGAUAAUUCUUUGGUAUUUAACUUUGGGAGCAUAUUUUGGUUCCAGGACUCCUUCUUUGUUGAACUUUUUUUUAAAAUAAGCAUGAUGUUCAGUCUAGCUUGGGUGGAGACUAAUCCAUCAGGACUGGGAACAAAUGAGAAGUCAGUAAUAUCGGUGUUGGGGCACAGAAAUGCAAGCCAGAGGAAGAAGAUCAGAGAAACCUAUCAGCAACUUUACAACAAGUCCCUUGUUGAUGACAUUUAUUCUGAGUUGUCUGGUGAUUUCAGGAAAGCUGUCGUCCUGUGGACAUACGAGCCUUCUGAAAGAGAUGCACGGCUAGCAAAUGAAGCCUUAAAGUCAAGAAAGAAAACCAUCACCCAAUUCCAAGUGAUAGUAGAGAUAGCUUGUGCAUCAUCUCCUGAUCAUCUGGUCGCGGUGAGACAAGCAUAUUGUGGCCUUUUCAACCAUUCACUUGAAGAAGAUAUCACAGCAAAUGUCCCUAUGCCCGUACAAAAGAUUCUUAUCGGUCUAGUCAGGUCUUAUAGAUAUGAUAAAGAAUUGGUGGAUCCUAGUAUUGCAAAUGCAGAAGCUGCUAUCCUUCGAGAAGCCAUUCGGACAAAGCAGUUGGAUCGUGAUGAUUUUCUUAUCAUACUCAGCACAAGGAAUGUUCAUCAGCUGAGAGCAACUUUUGAGUGCUACAAGCAAAAUUAUGGAUUCCCCAUUGACCAGGACAUUAAGAGCUGUGGAAAAGGUCUGUUAGAAUCUAUACUGAAGGUGGUUAUCUGGUGCAUUGAUUCACCAGAGAAACAUUUUGCUGAGGUUGUCAGAGCCUCGGUUGUCGGGUUAGGAACUGAUGAGGAUUCACUAACUAGAGCCAUUGUAACUCGAGCUGAAGUUGAUAUGAUGAAAGUAAGGGGAGAGUAUUUCAUCGCGAACAAAACUAGCCUUGAUAAUGCAGUUAUUGAUGACACGUCAGGCGAUUACAGGAAGUUCCUCAUGACAUUGCUAGGUGACAAAGUUUAGAUCCUUGGACCUGAUCAUUGAGUUGUAGUCUUUCAAUACUAUGAUUCUACUUUGUAUGAUUUGAAAAUGCUACAUGAACAUUUAAGGGUAGAUUGUUUAUGAAAAAACUAAUGGUUGGAGAGUGACAGUGUGUAUAAGUUUGUGGAUUGUCACUUGCUUGUGAGUGAAUAGCAGCUUUUGUUCCUUAAGGAGUGGAAAUGUGCUGAGGAAUUUAAAACACAAAAGGAAGAAAAAAGAAAGUAAGAAGUGACAAAAGAAUGGGAUCCAGCAGAAAUUAUUGAUAUUCAAUGAUACAAUUUGUGUAGUACUUGGAUCAUUAGCAUUUUCAAGAUUGUUGGGUAAUAAAAUUAUUCAAAUUUUAAGCAA
This is a messenger RNA of Lycium barbarum (goji berry), 1640 nucleotides long. RefSeq names its product annexin D3-like. Lineage: Eukaryota; Viridiplantae; Streptophyta; Magnoliopsida; Solanales; Solanaceae. The record is from RefSeq and is a predicted model, not a curated record. The coding region runs from base 354 to 1274 and encodes 306 amino acids. Gene Ontology annotation, molecular function: calcium-dependent phospholipid binding; calcium ion binding. The transcript has 6 exons. Gene Ontology annotation, cellular component: cytoplasm.